ACCAUACUCAUUCAACCAAAUCCAGCCAUGUCUGGUGAUGAGGAAGAAGCUCCCCCUGAAGUCCAUCACUACGAGCACCGGGGCGAAGUGCCAUGGGACAUUCAAAACUACUGGGCUCAACGCUACGAUAUCUUCUCCAGGUACGACGAAGGAAUCUGGCUAACAGAUGACGCAUGGUUUGGCGUCACUCCAGAACUAAUAUCUAUGAAAAUCGCCCUACAAAUCGCCGACGCGGCCUCCUCGGACCGAAAAGUCCUUGUGGAUGCCUUUGCAGGCGCAGGCGGGAAUACCAUUGCCUUUGCUCGGUCUGGACGGUGGAAACGAGUCUACGCCAUCGAGAAAAAUCCCGCUGUGCUGAAAUGCGCCCAACACAAUGCCAAAAUCUACGGGGUCGAAGAUAAGAUCACCUGGUUCCUGGGUGACUGUUUUGACGUGAUCAAGACCCAUUUGAAGGACUUGGGCCCGUAUAGUGUACUCUUUGCGAGUCCGCCCUGGGGAGGUCCUGGAUAUCGAUCAGCGUCUGUCUUUGACCUACAAACAAUGGAGCCUUACUCCCUGGAACAUCUCUAUACGGAAUACUCGGCCUUCACCAAAGAUGUUGUUUUGUAUCUGCCGCGAACCUCUGAUCUCAACCAGCUGGCUCAGAUCGUCCAAGGAAACACCAAGGUGCCAGUAAUGCAUUAUUGUAUCAGGGGGGCGAGUAAAGCUCUUUGUAUUUUUUAUGGCAACUUUCAGCUUUCAUGAUUGGAUUUGAUACCUUUGUUCUAGAUCUAUUUGUAUUUUCUAGGCUUUACCUACUCUACUGUCUUUCUUUGCAGAGAAUGUCAUUGAGGACAUUAUGGUAGAAGAUUAAUUUGUGCGUAUAGUAGCAGUGCCGAUGACAUAUUCAACCACGGCAUCAUUUAGGUCACAAUUUGAAGCCAUCAUAAAAACGACGAAAAAAUGGUAUCUAGAAAUAUUGG
Messenger RNA from Aspergillus ochraceoroseus IBT 24754, 962 nucleotides. RefSeq names its product RNA methyltransferase. The transcript has 4 exons. Gene Ontology annotation, cellular component: nucleus. Gene Ontology annotation, molecular function: RNA cap trimethylguanosine synthase activity. The record is from RefSeq and is a predicted model, not a curated record. NCBI's taxonomy places the organism in Eukaryota, Fungi, Ascomycota, Eurotiomycetes, Eurotiales, Aspergillaceae. Bases 28 to 744 code for a protein of 238 amino acids. Gene Ontology annotation, biological process: 7-methylguanosine cap hypermethylation; 7-methylguanosine RNA capping.